CUUAAAGUUCAAGAAAAAAUUUAUCUUUAUACGCCUACUCAGUGGUUUUUCUGCGUAGGAUUGAGGACGGUCCAUGCAUUUAUCCGUCAAAUCUAUUACACGAAGGGAAAAAAGCGCAGAUCGCACGUGUUUAGCAAUUACGAGGUUUUUUUUUUUCUUUUUAUCCCUAUGAAUUCUGACAGGUUUGAGAGAUCCCAGAAACUUAGGAUCUUAGCCGAACAUCUCCGAAACUACAAACCUGACCCAACUUUUGAUGCCGUAAAUGACAAAACUCACACAAAUUCAAGAAUUCAAGAUCCAAUACAAACUUCAGAAUCUGUUAACAACCCAAAUGCGAUUCCAUCUGAAGGAAUCAAAACCAACAGAGCUGCAGUUUUGAUCUGUCUGUUUGAGGGCGAAAAGGGUGAUCUUCGUGUAAUUCUUACAAAAAGAUCUUCUACACUUUCCUCUCAUUCCGGUGAAGUAGCAUUGCCUGGAGGAAAAAUGGAAGAGGGUGAUGCCGGUGAUGCCGCGACUGCACUGAGGGAGGCUAAAGAGGAAAUUGGAUUGGACCCUUGUGCUGUGGAUGUUGUAACUGUUCUUCAUCCCUUCCAUACUAAGAGGAACAUUACUGUAAUCCCUGUGAUUGGCAUAAUGUGGGAUAAAAGUGCAUUCAACCCAGUCCCAAAUGUUGACGAGGUGGAAGCAGUAUUUGAUGCUCCUUUAGAAAUGUUUUUAAAGGAUCAAAAUCGAAGAGCAGAGGAGCGAGAAUGGAUGGGAAAUAAAUAUCUGCUCCAUUUUUUUGAUCAUCAAGUAGACAGUGAGACCUAUGUGAUAUGGGCUUUGACAGCUGCAAUUUUAAUAAAGGUUGCAUCAGUUGUGUACGAUCGGCCACCUGCUUUUGAAGAGCAUAGGCCUAAGUUCUGGAGUAGAAGUCGCCAAUGAAGAUGCUGCUGCGAUUUCCUCAUAGUAAGUAUGUUCGAAAACCCCAAGUGUAUGUUUGGUUCGCGAUACUAGACAUGUCUAGAUAGCACAAUAAACGAGAUCUAAACUGCUUUCUUUUGGUCAUUGAAGUCAAAUCUUGUAGAUUCCAUUCUACCAAACAGACCAUAUGGGUGGAAAGCUAUUGUGUGAGCAUGCCACUGACCCAUUGAGCUGAAGCUCAGUUUAUGUGAUACUGUGCUUGUUGUACACUUCAUAAUUUAUACAGUGUUAAGUGGUCUUUUUAGCAUUGUUAUUCAUCUUUUAUCUACAUAUGGAAAGAGUAAUAUAAUGAUGAAAAUUGAGUUGAUUGUA
Molecule: messenger RNA, 1275 nt
Organism: Olea europaea var. sylvestris
Lineage: Eukaryota; Viridiplantae; Streptophyta; Magnoliopsida; Lamiales; Oleaceae
Product: nudix hydrolase 15, mitochondrial-like
Exons: 4
Coding region: 169-924 (251 amino acids)
Biological process (GO): coenzyme A catabolic process
Molecular function (GO): acetyl-CoA hydrolase activity; coenzyme A diphosphatase activity
Source: RefSeq, a predicted model, not a curated record